Molecule: messenger RNA, 6313 nt
Organism: Xyrichtys novacula (pearly razorfish)
Lineage: Eukaryota; Metazoa; Chordata; Actinopteri; Labriformes; Labridae
Source: the annotation of a GenBank genome assembly
GGGUAUCAGGAUAUGGAAUUUCUUUUAACCUUUAGUCAAGUUAGCGUUAGCAUUGCGAUCUUUUGGGCGAACUUUAUGGUUUUAAAGUUCUUCAAACGACACAAAAACACAGAGACGAAGCGUCUACACUUUUGUUACCCAGGUCGGAAGCAUAAAAGGUCAAUUCAGGCGGCUGUUCCGCUUGUGUUCAACCACUGACGUCUCCGAAUCUUAGGAAGCAGUUGCUAACAGGUGUUUCGGGAUAAGAAGUGACCAUGUAAUCUGGCGACUUCUGUCUGCUCUCAUCAUUAAAUAUUCGUCGAAACGUGGAAUAAUUGUUCCUAAUUCGUAACUUUUGUUGUCUUAGUCAAAAAAACACUAACUUCGUUUAUUUUGUGUUAAAAAAAAAAGUCAAUGGAAAGGCGUGAUCUCACAAGUCCCCCCUAGCCAUUAGAACUGCGAUAACCACUGACGGAUUUGGUUGAAGGUCUCCAAAUAACACGGUCGCAGAUUGAGCUGUAACGCCGGCCAACAACCGUCCUGUCCGAGAGCUGUCCAUGCGGCUGAAGUAUGGAGGAUAUUUGAAUGAUUUUACCCUAUAUUCAGUAAUGUGAAAACUCUUUACUCCUUACACAACAAUGUGAAGACUGUUGGAGUGUUCUGGGGGAUUUAGAAGACAUUUCAGCAGUAUGAGGGCCUGUUUUGGAGCCAAAACUCAGCUGUUAAUCAGCAGAGUCUUCUUUCAUCCUGUUAGUACAUCAGCAGCAGGUGAGCCCUGACUUGAGAGGUCAACUCCUUAUUCUGAAACUAUCUUUCAUAUAUAAAAUGCUCUCUGCAUGUGAUUGUUUAUUAUAUAUGUGUUUCUAUGCCUUUAGAGUUAUAUAUGAUGCAAAUGUGAUCAGUACAGCCUUUACCAUUAUUCUGUGUGAAGCAUUGAGUGACCUGUCUGUAAGAAAGGGGCUGAAAACAUCCAAAUUCAGAGGACAGGGGUUAUAAAUUAGAAGUAUUAUAAACAUUAGUUGCUGUAAAGCCACCAGGGUAAAUAAAUAAAUAAAAAAUCUUCCCGGUUGAUAAGAUCCUGUGCUGGUCUGAUCACCAUACUGUUAAUUUGUUUGUGUGUGACAGUGAGAUGGAGGGCAGUUCAGUCCAGACUCUGCAGCAGCACACCACCAGGUGAGCAGAAGCCCCGCCCCUCUAUGCUGAGACACCUGACCUCCAAAAUAAAAGCCACAGGUCCCAUUACAGUGGCAGAGUACAUGAGGGAAGUGCUCACCAAUCCCGUGACGGUGAGUUCUCAUGAACCACCUUAAAAUCUGCACUGUGAGACCUACAGAAGUCCCCUCAUGGUUUAAAUGAUACCUCUGCUGCAGCUCACAGCUCUUCAUUUCUGUAACAGGGUUAUUAUGUGAGGAACAACAUGCUGGGACCUGAUGGAGAUUUCAUCACAUCACCAGAAAUCAGUCAGAUUUUUGGAGAGGUGAGACACAAAAUUCACUCAAAUAAAAAAUAAUUCACUCUGAGGUAGACACACAGUUAUUUUGGAAAGAGAAAAAGAAAGAGACUUAGAUCAAAUCUGUUUUAUCUAAACUCAUCAUCUACAGAUGCUGCAAUUACUGUAAAAUCCAGAUAAUAAUCCACACUGUUAGAUAAGCACUCUGUCUUCUAUUCAGUUAAAAAUGUAGAAAAUUGUAAAAACCAGGUCCUCCAUUGAUCCUUAAAGAUCCUAAAAAUAUAUCAGAAUUUCACAAACAAAACAAGAAUUUUGAGUUCAAGAUAUUUUAUAAGUUUAAUCAGUCAUAAUAAACCAAACUAACAUUUCAUUAUCUUAUGUUAUGAGGGAAAAUCAUAUCUGUAAAUCUAAUUAUUACUGAAAAUCUCUCUGAAAUUUUUUUUUUUCUUCUGUAAACUGACCGGUUUGACAUUUAAGUCUGAAUAAAUCUUUCUUUGGAUAACUUUGACUGACUUUAUCUGCAAGUUUGAGUGGGUCAUGAAGUUACAGAAAGGAACAAAUACAGUAAAAUUAAAAGACAUUAAGUCAUAUAAAUAAAGGCUAAGACAGUUACACUAACACAUAAACCUGAGAAUACAGAAAUGUUAAAAACUGAAGUGCAUCAGUCAGAGAGUGUUCCAGUUUUUUAAGUUCUCAUCCUCUCUGGUGUAAGAACAAACCUGAGGUUUUGUGUGUUUUCCAGCUGCUGGGUGUGUGGAUCAUCAGUGAGUGGAUGGGAGCAGGUCAUCCCAAACAGCUGCAGGUGGUGGAACUCGGACCUGGGAAAGGGUCUUUGGCGAGUGACGUCCUCAGGGUAGGAACUGUAUUAACCUAAACCGAAUGGGGGGCUCCUGAACUACAUUUCUGUGUUACCGUGGAAACAAUGGUACUGAGUUUUGCCUCCUCUCCAGAUGAAGUCGUGAUAACUUUGUUACUUCCUCUGCAGGUGUUCACUCAGUUGAAGUCCGUCCUUGGGGAUGCCUCUGUGUCUCUCCACCUGGUGGAGGUGAGUCCGGCUCUGAGUCGUAUUCAGGCCCAGAAUCUGACUGGGGAUCAGAACCAGGAGGCGGACAUAGAAGAUGAGCCAGUUUACCGCAGAGGAGAGACCGCCACUGGGUUGCCGGUGUCCUGGUACCUCCGCUUAGAAGACGUCCCUGCAGGUGAGCAAAACAGGCCCAGAAUCAAGACUCUGUGAUGUCUGAUGAUGUCUCUGGACUCCUGUAAGAUUUUCAGGUUGGAGUUUGUGUUUCAAACUCAGAUUAUUAGCAGCAGUAGGAGUUCAUGCUCCUGUCAAUAUCAUUAUGAAGCCACAAAGUGUAAAACUACUGAAGUGUUGAAGGUCCAGAUCAUUCAUGUCAUCUCUUUCUCUUUCUUGCUUCUUUUUCUUCUCUCAGGAUUCAGCAUUUUUCUUGCUCACGAGUUUUUUGACGCUCUGCCGAUCCACAAAUUUCAGGUAAAAGCUCCCAUACCAAACUUUUACAAGUAAUAGUAAGUGUUUUUUAAAUACAUGAGUUGAUUUAAGUCUUUUAGAGAUCAGUGUGUCUGAGUUCUUGCAACAUAUUCCUUUCCUAAGCCAUGUCAUUCUGUUGUUAACACCAGGUGGCGCCAGACUGGUGGAAAAAGUCUAGUGGCUCCCUUUGUAACUUUUGAGUAGAUAUGAAUCUGACAAACACUGCAGGUGUAUUUUUAACUUCAGUGUGACUGACUGAAAAGGAUCAUGGUUAAAUAUUUUUACUCUGACUUUGUGUAAUUUUGUCUUGGCUUUAAUUUCUGGCCUGAUUUUGAUGAUUCCACAAAGUUUCUGUGGCAGUAAUCUGCACGUUUGUGAGAUUGGACAAGUUUAUAUGAAAUUGUAACAUUGUUGUGGAUUAUCCUGUUCCACUGUUUUCAAAUCUGAGCCACAGUUGGAGAAUAAAUUUGAUGUUUCUGGUGGUGAAAGACCAAAAGAUGAAGAAAAACCUUCAGAGUUUGGACCACAGUUCUGGUUCAUUGUGCACCUUCAGGUUUUUAGUGUGUGGUUUAAACCUGCUGCACCCUCAUCUCACCUCAGGUGUUUAGUACACACCUGCAUCCUUUCUGAGUUUGUGUCUGUUUGUGUUCAGAGGACACAGAAAGGAUGGAGGGAGGUCCUGGUGGACAUCGACCCAGAGAAACCGGAGCAGCUGAGGUUCGUUGCGGCAAUGGCUCCGACUCUGGCCUCAUCCACGCUUGUACAGGUAGAUAUUUGUAUCUGUUUACUUUUAGAUAUCAUGAAAGGGCAUCAGUACAAGUUUCAGUCUAGUUCAUACAUUUAAAUGUCAUAUGUAAUUUGACAACCUUGCCUGACUGAAGGUGUUUUUUAAAAGAGACAAGCUUAUAAGUCUUUGUAAACAAUGAAUAAUGUAAUGACCAGAUAGAAACUCUCCCAGGAACUUUAAAGUAAUAAAACGAUGAAUUAAAGCUCCUGUGAGGAAUUUUCAUCUAAUCAUGAAAUGGACUAAAUUUAACAACAAAGCUUUUUAAUAACCAUCAUGUCAUUUUUAACACCUGUAACUGCUGUGAGAAGGUCAGACCGUGUGAUUGACAAAAUGAUAAAAAAAGAAUGUUUAUUUUUUAUUGCAGAUUUUAAUGACAGUAAAAGAAACAUUCAACAGUUAGAAAACAGCAGCGUUAACUUUUUUUAAAAUCAGGAAACAUGACUAGGACACCAUCAGCCAUGGGGUCAAUCUGUGUAAAAAUUCUGACUAUGAGGGUCCUCAGAAAUUCUUUUUUUUUGUUUCUGUGUGUGUGUGUGUGUCAGGCAGGUGAGAAGCGGACUCACGUGGAGGUGUGUGCAGAGGGCGGAGUCAUUGUCCAGCAGCUGGCUCGGAGGAUCGUAGAGGACGGAGGUGCGGCACUGAUCGCCGAUUACGGCCAUGAUGGAACUAAAACGGACACGUUCAGAGUGAGAAAACACAUUUUUACACUCUGAGGCAAAACUGUUAUGAGUUACAGCUGAAAAAUUGACAGUUCAGAUAUUUAAAGAGCUGUGAUCAAGGUCUUCACUGAUUUAGUUUUGGAAUAUUUCAGUCCUGCCAGUGCAGAGACAAACAGGAUGUAGUUUGUAGAUUUUUAUCCACAGAUUUCAGAAAGUCAGCCAAUAAUUUUUAACCACUAAGGACAUAAAUAUCCUUUAAAGCUAGAACACUUUUUCUAUUUUAUGAUUGAUUUCCACAAUAAUAUUUCAGUAUUUUUUAAUGAUUUAUGUCUUAUUUAAAGGUCAGAGUGUUCUGAACUUCUUAUCAUAGUUAACAUGUUGUAAUGAUAAAAAUAAAAAUAGUGGACUUGAUGGCUGUAAGUCAGUGUUGGCUGCAUCAGACUCAUGAACUUUGAAACAUGACCUCUGAUUAUAACCCUGACUGUGGAUGUCGGCUGUGUUUGUUUUUUAUUCCUAUUCUAAAAAUGUGAAAUAUUUUUAAUGUGAUGUAAAGUUCUGCUCUGACUCUGCUGCUGUCUUGGUGAGGAAAACCUCUCAGCUCAGAGGUUUAUUUGUAGAGUCGGUACAUUUUGUUCAGUUAGAUGUGAAGGAAACAGAUGUAGGAAGCAGAAAAGACCAUCUGCUGCAGAGCGAGAGGAAACCAGGGUCAUCGCACUCUUCCUCACUGACUCCUACCCCUCCUCAGACCUCUUUAUUUCCUCAAUUUUUACAUCAAAAUCUAUUUAUUCAAAUUAUUCCAAAUCACCUCUGAAUAUCAACCAUAAAGGAAAGAAAACUUAACUUUAUUCUUUCUACUAAAUCUAAGUGCAAUCCUGUAAAUCUGCUACAAUAAAACUUUGAUCAUCGAUCUCUCAGACUGAGGUUUUCAAUUUAUACCUUUUCAUGCUUUAAAAUAUUUUUACGUGAGUUUAUACUGUAUAUAUAUAUAUUUGUAUUUUGUUAUCUGUCAGGGGUUCAAAGGUCACCAGCUGCAUGAUGUCCUGUCCUCCCCGGGCUCAGCCGACCUUACCGCGGAUGUGGACUUCAGCUACCUGCGCAGGAUGGCAGAAGAGGGCGUGGCCUGUCUGGGACCCAUCAGUCAGAGGAUGUUCCUGAAAAACAUGGGCAUCGACUCCAGGAUGCAGGUGAGUGACAGAGUCAGAGCUCAGAGUAUUUACAAGUAAUAUUAUCGGAGUCAACAGAAUUAUUUCAAACUUAUAACUCAGUGUUGACUCUGAUUUUCUGACUCUGUUUAUCCCGGUCUCAGAGUUUUUCCUCCUCUUCUUCAUCUGCAGGUUCUCUUGAGAAACUGCAGCGACCCGCCUACCAGGCAGCAGCUGAUCAGCAGCUACGACAUGCUGACCAACCCCAACAAGAUGGGUGAGCGCUUCCACUUCUUCAGCCUGCUGCACCCCAGCCGGCUUCAGAAACCCCAGAGACCUGAGGGGCUGAAGCUGGAGAAGAAGCAGACCCCGGUGCCGCUGCCUAUUGCUGGGUUCACAGAGCUCAGCUUCACCUGAGAGUGACGGUGACGAGGUGAUGAGGCGACAAGUUAGAAAGACAUGGGAAUCAUCAGAGAUUAAAUCAGACCAGGAGGUUUCUGAAGCUCGUUACAGACUCAAACUCUCUGAGGACUAUGUGGACAGGACGCUGAUGUUCCUGCAACAUGAAUGUCCUCUGACUUACAGACGAGGACACGAGGACAGACUUCUUGAUUAAAAUAAGUUUAAAAAAAAUGAAACAUUUCUGUGUUUUCAAAACUUUGAUAAACUCAUGACACAAAGUUCCUUUUCAGUCAUAUAGGGUGACCAUAUUCUGAAUCCCCAAAAAGAGGACAGGACUACGCGGGGGCAGAGUAAGGUGUAGUUAAUUUUAAGAGUUUUUCGGGUCGGAUCGACUGUCUUUUACGC